GCUGGGGCCAGGGGGUGGAGGCUCAGGAAGCAGCAUCUGAGAGGGGUAGGGGCCAGGCAUAGGAGGCCAGGGGCGCAGAGAACAGACUCCCCUCAGAAGUGCAGAAGAGGAGAGCGGAAGGAACCGAGGGAGGGACAGACAGGAGCCUUAGGAGGAAAGAGAAGGGGGAGAGGGGUCAAGCCCAGCAGCCAAGGAGGAGGCGUGUGGCUGGGGGCUGCCAGCAGGAAGCCGGGGACAGGACUGGCCCAGUGUGCUAUCCCCUGGAUCAGCGGCAUACCCCAGGGCCCAGCAGAGGCGCCAGUGGUGUGAUCCCGCCAGGCCAGGAUGUGCCUCUGAGGGCCACAAGGAGCACCCCCGCCAUGGCCCCCAGCACCCUCUGGAGCUGCUAUCUCUGCUGCCUGCUGACUGCAGCCACAAAGGCUGCCAGCUACUCUCCUCGAGGUUACAGCCUCUAUACAGGGGGCGAUGGGGCCCUCAGCCCUGGGGGACCCCAGGCCCAGAGCGCUCCACGGCCUGCCAGCCGUCACAGGAACUGGUGUGCCUACGUGGUGACCCGGACAGUGAGCUGUGUCCUUGAAGAUGGAGUAGAGACCUUUGUCAAGCCUGACUAUCAGCCCUGCGGCUGGGGCCAGCCCCAGUGUCCCCGAAGCAUCAUGUACCGUAGCUUCCUCCGCCCUCGCUACCGUGUGGCCUACAAGACAGUGACAGAUAUGGAGUGGCGGUGCUGUCAGGGGUAUGGGGGCGAUGAUUGUGGGGAGGGUCCUGCUUCAGCUCUGGGCCCUGCACCAUCCACACCGCAUCCUCGGCCCCGGCCUGCCCGCCCCAACCUUUCUGGCUCCAGUGCGGGCAGCCACCUCAGUGGACUAGGGGGAGAAGGUCCUGGGGAGUCAGAGAAGGUGCAGCAGCUGGAGCAGCAGGUACAGAGCCUGACCAAGGAGCUGCAAGGUCUUCGGGGUAUCCUGCAGGGACUAAGUGGGCGCCUGGCAGAAGAUGUACAGCGGGCUGUAGAGACAGCCUUUAAUGGGAGACAGCAGCCAGCAGAUGCAGCUGCCCGUCCUGGUGUGCAUGAAACCCUCAAUGAGAUCCAGCACCAGCUGCAGCUCCUGGACAACCGUGUCUCCACCCAUGAUCAAGAGCUGGGCCACCUCAACAACCAUCAUGGUGGUGGCAGUGGUGGAGGUGGCCAGGCUCCGAUUCCAGCUCCAGCCCCUCCUAGUCCCAGUGAGGAGCUGCUGCGGCAGCUGGAGCGGCGGCUACAGGAAUCCUGCUCUGUGUGCCUGGCAGGACUGGACAGCUUCCGCCAGCAACAGCAAGAGGACAGGGAGCGGCUGCGAGCACUGGAGAAGUUAUUGGCCUCUGUGGAGGAGAGGCAACGGCAGCUCAUGGGACCUGUGGUGGGUGUGAGCCGCCAGCCCUCUCAGGAAUGCUGUCCUCCAGAGCUGGGCGGGCGACUGGCAGAGCUGGAGCGGAGGCUAGAUGUAGUGGCCGGCUCAGUGACAGUGCUGAGCGGGAGGAGAGGGACGGAACUGGGAGGAGCCACUGGACAAGGGGGCCACCCCCCAGGCUACACCAGCUUAGCUUCCCGCCUCUCUCACCUGGAGGACCGCUUCAACUCCACCCUGGGUCCAUCAGAGGAGCAGGAGGAAGGCUGGCCUGGGGGAUCAGGGGGACUGAUCCGUUGGCUGCCUGCUGCUCAGGGCCGGCUAGAGAAGCUGGAGGGGCUGCUGACCAACAUGAGUGGGGAGCUGGGUGGGCGCUUGGAUCUGUUGGAAGAGCAGGUGGCAGGGGCUGUGCAGGCCUGUGGGCAGCUCUGCUCUGGGGCUCCUAGGGAGCAGGACUCUCAGGUCAGUGAGAUCCUCAGGGCCUUGGAGCACAGAAUGCAGGACAAUGAGGGCCAGCUGCGGCUGGUGGGCUCAGGCCUGCACAAGGUGGGAGCAGCAGGGGAGACCCAGCAAGUCAUGCUGGAGGGAUUGCAAGGGGUUGUGGGCCAGCUCCAGGAGCGCAUGGAUGCACAGGAGGAGGCAGUUGCAGAGCUUACGCUGCGGCUGAAUCUCACAGCAUCACAGCUAGGCCAGUUGGAGGAUCUGCUGCAGGCCCGUGGGGUUGAGGGCUGUGGGGCCUGUGGCGGUGUCCAAGAGGAGCUGGGUCGCCUUCGGGAUGGCGUUGAGCGCUGCUCCUGCCCCCUGUUACCUCCACGGGGCCCGGGGGCUGGUCCAGGUGUUGGGGGACCAAGCCGUGGUCCCCUAGAUGGCUUCAGCGUGUUUGGGGGCAGCUCAGGCUCAGCCCUUCAGGCCCUCCAAGGAGAGCUUUCUGAGGUCAUUCUCACCUUCAGCUCUCUCAAUGACUCACUACAUGAGCUUCAGACGACUGUGGAGGGCCAGGGUGCUGAUCUGGCUGACCUGGGGGCUACAAAGGACAGCAUCAUCUCUGAGAUUAACAGGCUGCAGCAGGAGGCCACAGAGCACGUUACAGAGAGUGAGGAGCGCUUCCGAGGCCUGGAGGAGGGACAGGCACAGGCUGGCCAAUGCCCUAGCUUGGAAGGUCGAUUGGGCCGUCUUGAGGGAGUCUGUGAGCGGCUGGACACUGUAGCUGGGGGAUUGCAGGGCCUACGAGAGGGCCUUUCCAGACAUGUGGCUGGGCUCUGGGCUGGGUUACGGGAAACUAACAGCACGAGCCUGACCCAGGCAGCCCUGCUAGAAAAGCUGCUAGGGGGGCAGGCAGGCCUAGGAAGACGGCUUGGUGCCCUCAACAGCUCUCUGCUGGUCCUGGAAGACCGUCUGCAGCAGCUCAGCCAGAGGGACCUCACUGGGCCUUCCGGUGAGGCUGGGCCCCCAGGCCCUCCUGGGGCACAGGGGCCCCCAGGCCCUGCUGGACCUCCCGGACCUCCAGGCAAGGAUGGACAAAAAGGGCCCAUUGGACCACCAGGUCCCCAAGGUGAACAGGGAGUGGAGGGGGCACCAGCAGUCUCUGUGCCCCGGGUGGCAUUUUCAGCUGCCCUGAGUUUGCCCAGAUCAGAACCAGGCACAAUCCCCUUCGACAGAGUCCUGCUCAAUGAUGGAGGCUACUAUGACCCAGAGACAGGUGUGUUCACCGCGCCACUGGCGGGACGCUACUUGCUGAGCGCAGUGCUGACCGGGCACCGGCACGAGAAAGUGGAGGCGGUGCUGUCCCGCUCCAACCUGGGUGUGGCCCGCAUAGACUCCGGGGGUUACGAGCCCGAGGGCCUGGAGAAUAAGCCGGUGGCCGAGAGCCAGCCUAGCCCGGGCGCUCUGGGAGUCUUCAGCCUCAUCCUGCCGCUGCAGGCCGGGGACACGGUCUGCAUCGACCUGGUCAUGGGGCAGCUGGCGCACUCGGAGGAGCCGCUCACAAUCUUCAGCGGAGCCCUGCUGUACGGGGACCUGGAACAGGCGUAGACCGACCCGCCGCCCCAGCCCAACUGUCUGCGCGGGCCACACUGCCAGCGCGGGCGGCUCCCGCCUGGGCCGGGGCGCAGUCUGGACACCGGCCCCGCCGCGAUACCGGCGCCCAGAGCGGCCGCUCCCCGCGCGGGAGCACGCCGGCUCCGGGACUUCAGCGUCUCCGCCUCCAGCCUUUUGGCGGGACAGUCGUCCCGUCCGGAACCCCUUCCAGGACCCAGAAUGCGGAGCAGGAGCCGGUCCUCGCACCCUUUGCCCCCUCACCGGC
Castor canadensis (American beaver) is the source of this 3684-nucleotide messenger RNA. It is a transcript of the gene Emilin1, whose product is annotated as elastin microfibril interfacer 1. The record is from RefSeq and is a predicted model, not a curated record. Lineage: Eukaryota; Metazoa; Chordata; Mammalia; Rodentia; Castoridae. Gene Ontology annotation, molecular function: protein binding; extracellular matrix constituent conferring elasticity.